AUGGCGGGGAAAGUUAAUAUUCGCUAUGGGACCUCGUUAAUGCCAUUUUUCUCCGAGAACUUGCUAUUAAUCGUGCCAAGAAGUGAGGAUUUUGCUGAUUCAUCAGUUUUCGUAAGUUUUUUUUGAUUUUUGAAGUAAAAUACUGUCUGGAAAAUGUCUAAUUUGGCCAAAUGAAACAGCUAUUUGGUUUUUCAUACGAAUUGUGUUAUUCUGAAGGCGUUGUGUUGAUAGAUUUCUCAAAAAGGCCCUAAAAUUGACUCAAAAUGCCAUGUUUUCACGUGGGUCCAAAAUAUAUCCAACUUCAAGUCAAUUAGUAAGAAAAAUAAGCAGAACUUCUAUAUUUUCCCGCUUUUAACGUCUACUGAGCAAGCUGUAACAAAAUUUUAACAAAAUUUGAUGUAUCAAGUUAAAAAAUAAUAAUUUUUCAGCCACCAUCAAGAAACGCGUCACCGCCAGUGAAUAAAAAGCCGCCAUAUUCGAAAAAACCCUCAAUUUCCGUGAUUUUGAGUGCCACGGAGGACAAUUCGAUUUUAUAUACUUGGCAAAAACAGCGAAUUCAGGAGAUGGGACUUGCUUCUUUUCGGAAAUAUAUGACAGGUUUGAUGUGAACUUGUAAUUAUGAUAUCAAUAUAAGAACUUCAAAAAGUUUCAAAAUUAGGUUUAUAUAGCUUUCGGAUUUUUAAAAAAACGCGCAGAAAAAGUUCAUUCAAUGCUUGAAAAUAAAAAAAUUAUUCCCUAAAAGGCGCGUUUGAGGCUUUUUUCCAAAAGUUCCAUCAAGACUUGGCCCAUGUGAUAACAGGAAAAUUGUUCUUGAAGCAAUUUUCGUGCAAAACAAGGCAUUUGUAAGAAAUUUUGAACUCCUAUAACGCUGGAAAAAAAGUACUUUUUAAAAAAACUUUGAGGAAUUCUAAAAAAAUCUGAAAAAAAUAAGGAAAAACUGCUUUUUUUGCCCUGGGGGAUCUGUAACUAGAAAUUAAGGAUCUUUCAAUUUUUUUGAAAUUCUGGUCAUCUUAAAUCAAAAAUAGUGUUAUUUUUUAAGGCCUCGAAGAUUCUGGAAGUAUUUUGAAUCAGAUAAGGCCUGAUAAAGCAAUAGAACAGCGAAAUUUUGAAAUAUUGAAGUAAGAUUAAAAAUUUUUUCAUGUUGUUUACAAGCCGAAAUUACACGAGUUUGACAAAAUAUAGAAAAAUCGAAAAUUCAGUACAAGAAAAGCCACAAAAUCAUCAAGCGCGAAACGUUUAAAAAUCUCGUAUAUUUGGAAUUUUUAUGGUCAUUUAUGAGCUUCGGAACGUAGAAAAUUCCAACAAAAUCUUAAAAUUACAACCCUUAAAGAGCCACUAGAUAAAGUCCCUAAACUGGCAACUUCCAGAGAGAAUGACCCUCGGAACUUCAAUGCACUCCGCCGCUCAGAAACUUCUCGUGGCCGUGAAAAAGCAGGAGCUUCCAGCCUCGGAUAAAAUCAUUACCUAUGUUGGUUACCUUGGUAAUCAAUCAAUAAAUAUGAAAAAAAUAGGUAGGUCUCGAUCCGAAGUCCCCGGCCAGCAAGUACGUCAUGAGCAUUGUGCCGAUCAUCGGCGAGUUGAAAAAGGAUGACGUCAUCGCUUAUGAGAAGCCGGUGACGUCACCGAAAUUAGGAUUCCAAGGACGGUUCGACGCUGUUUUCCAGUACAGGUAAUGAAGAGGAAGGGAGCACUUUAGGGAUAUUUAGAGGCGAAACCUGCAUGGUGGAUUGGAAGACGUCGCCAGCUGCCUCUUCGUUCAGUAAGCAAGGUGAUGAGAGGUUAAUUAAUCAGGUGAUUGGUCCAAAAAUCGAUAAUUAUGUUCCAGUAUGAGCUACCAAACGUACAGCCGUCAAGUGGCCGCCUACGCCGCCGCCUUCAAUAACGACGGCAAUUUCCAAGCCGAACCCAUGGUCUCCAGAGGACUUCUGGUCAGCGCCAAGGAAGACGGAACCCCGGCGGACGUCUUCGAACUGGAUCAGCAGAAUAUCGAGGUCCGCGGCUCCAGAAUGAGACCCAACUCGACGUGAUUCAGAAGAGCUACGACGACUUUAAAGGACGGUUGUGGAGCUUCUGGGAAAAGCUGCGGACCGCCAAACCCCACAAUGGAUUCGUCGACUUUGCCUACACGCCCUGA
Messenger RNA from Caenorhabditis auriculariae, 2134 nucleotides. Lineage: Eukaryota; Metazoa; Nematoda; Chromadorea; Rhabditida; Rhabditidae. The record is from the annotation of a GenBank genome assembly.